Molecule: messenger RNA, 294 nt
Organism: Hirsutella rhossiliensis
Lineage: Eukaryota; Fungi; Ascomycota; Sordariomycetes; Hypocreales; Ophiocordycipitaceae
Product: 39S ribosomal protein l53/MRP-L53 domain-containing protein
Exons: 2
Coding region: 1-294 (97 amino acids)
Cellular component (GO): mitochondrial large ribosomal subunit
Molecular function (GO): structural constituent of ribosome
Source: RefSeq, a predicted model, not a curated record
AUGAUCACAAAGUUCAUGACCGAGGUCUCGGUCAAGUUCAACCCCUUCUCGGCCUGCGCCAAACCCGCGCGCCUCUUCCUCACCUACCUGCCUCCAAACAUCCGGGCCAACGGCACCUCCGUCAGCACAACGCUGCUUCCUCGCAACAACCCAGAGCCCAGUUCUCUGAGGGUCAAGUUCAAGGACGGCAAGGAAUUCAACUUCAACUGCGCCAAGACCAACAUCAAGGGCCUCAUCGAAGAAGUCGAGCGGCAUUCUCGCCAACUGCAAAAGGCGGCAGAUCUCACAGACUAA